AUGGCCGGGAUGGCGUCUCGCAUUCGUUCCAGGCCCCUCGACCGUAACGCCAACACGCUGCCAGAUAAAAGUGCGCGGACCAUUGAAAGAUACGGUGGCGGGGAGAGAUAUGUUUCCACGUACAUUUAUCGCGGCACAAAUAAUAUCCCCUGGGGUGCGGACAAAAGUUUCCGAUGUUCGCGACUUAUUGAUUCGAGUAUCCGGCGCAUUUGCAUCGGGAUAAUAUUGUGGGCUUUGCGGGGCGUUCUCGCAGUCGCAUCGAUCAACCGCCGUGCCUGCGGGCUGCCGCUCUUUUACGUCCCCACACGCGAGUUGAAUGAAGCGGACCCUGGCCGGUCCGAGCAGACCCGAGCCGAUCCCAACUGUUUCGUACCGGUGCGAACAGAUUUGCCGCCCGCAAACAGUCGUAAAUCCGCAGCAUCGCCG
Iphiclides podalirius (scarce swallowtail) is the source of this 426-nucleotide messenger RNA. NCBI's taxonomy places the organism in Eukaryota, Metazoa, Arthropoda, Insecta, Lepidoptera, Papilionidae. The record is from the annotation of a GenBank genome assembly.